AAUCAAGGUAUGACGUACCUCCCAGUGCAUCCAUUAUUAAUUGGUGCACUCGCCACCGUGAUGCAGCCAUGUUUGAAGAUCUCACUAUACCAAAUAGUCUACUUCACCGCAAGGUCCGGAAUAUAGUUGAUCUUUUCAACACUGCCCCAGUCAAAUGCGUCCACACGCUCAUUUUUCUUAUAAACGCCCCGCCCUCCGUCAUUCGAUCACCUUCACGUCCCCCUUCACACCAACUCAAUGCUUAAUGACAAUCCCGCAAUGGACGAUCACAGACUUGACUUAUCGGGAGUCGUGGUGGAGGAAUCGUGCCAUACUGAUACUGAACAUCUGUUUGAUAUUACCGCUCUUAUCAUCGACGCUUAAUGGCUUUGAUUUAUCCAUGAUAAAUAAUCUUGCCCGGAUGGCAAGAGUACUUUCAUAAACCGCAGGGUAUGAAGACUCAUCAACUCCGCACAUAGCAUUGGCAUCCUCGGCGGAACUCCAUUUUCUCCUUACGUGUUUGACCUAUUAGGACGUCGAGCAGCUAUGUUCAUCGGGGCAGUCGUCAUGCUGGUUGGCGUUCUCGCGCAAGCCUCAUGCACGACCAUUCAAGUCUUGCUUGGUACUCGUGUGUUUAGAUACACAUUCAAAACGUCCAUUCAUAUACCUAUCCUCCAUUUCUCAGUCGGCUUAGGGAUGGCUUUUCCAUGAAUGCUACUCCCUUACUCAUCAGCGAACUUAGGUAUCCAAUGCAU
Molecule: messenger RNA, 734 nt
Organism: Suillus discolor
Lineage: Eukaryota; Fungi; Basidiomycota; Agaricomycetes; Boletales; Suillaceae
Exons: 5
Coding region: 155-421 (88 amino acids)
Source: RefSeq, a predicted model, not a curated record